This is a messenger RNA of Hyaloscypha bicolor E, 1154 nucleotides long. RefSeq lists its product as uncharacterized. The coding region runs from base 185 to 667 and encodes 160 amino acids. Lineage: Eukaryota; Fungi; Ascomycota; Leotiomycetes; Helotiales; Hyaloscyphaceae. The record is from RefSeq and is a predicted model, not a curated record. The transcript has a single exon.
CAGAGAUAUGAGGUUAAAUCUUCAAUGUUUAAGGGUGUACCCUCUUUUCUCAUCCUGUCUACUGCUUCUUCCAUCUGGAUUCUUUUGACUUCUACCUGAACUGCAAAUCUCCUCAGUCCGAUCCAUAACUGUAUGCAACCGAUUCUGUGUAUACCGUAUGUAUGUCCCGACGCAAUGCAACACAAUGGCCUUCACUCUAAACCCAUUUAAAAGUAUAUCUAAGAAUCGAACCGCUUCUUUGAUUCGUCCGGCCGUUCGUCGAAAUGUUUGUACACUCCCCUCAACUUCUCACUCUGCGUUAAUCAGACAGUUCGAAUAUUCGACGUCGUCUUGUGGCCCAAGGGGCGAGACAAAAGGUCAAGUAAACUCCCAACUGGGCCCACACUCCUCGAUCGCCGGUCCCUUCUAUUUCUCACCUUACGGGUUCAUGCGGCACCGCGAGAAGAAGCCGUCUUAUGCGCGUUGCAGGACGUUGAGCCAGGAUGUGGGUUCGGGAUUUUUGAGCCACUAUUGCGCAUCCCGUGGGCCUCGAGGCCUCGGGCUGGCCCGCAAGAUGAUGCAGGACAAAGGUUUGCGUGCCAGAUCUUGGUACCGAGAACCAAACGGUUCAGGGGGGCGAAUCGAGCCCGAGUAUAUCUUCAUAAAAUGGGAUGACAUACGCAAUUGAUGAGAUGAUUCCGGCCAGCGACGGUUCGAGUGCAGAGGAGCAUCUGGAAACUUUGCAGCAAGCAAUUCGUGAGCGUCAUUUUCUCUGACGAAAAGUAUAAAUCCCAUACACUGAGAUGGCACGGGCGUGCACAGGCAAACCAUGGUUGGCAGCGGCUCUGGAAACAUUCUAGCGGGUCUGGUGCUUGGAUCCCAGCAGCAUCUUCCUCAUUCUAACCAGCUUGACACCUGCGAUGGUGGGUCUUCAGACCAGAGUUCAAGAGGCUCUUGAUCAGUGCAUUGAAGUGUUCCAGCGAGCAUCCUUCCGUCUCAGGCUUGGACGCUUCGCCAUUGUUGCAGGAACAGAUACGUGGUCGUAGAGAAGCUCGUGCGCAGCCUAGAUGAUAAGGAGAGAAUCAGAGAUUCAAGAUGGCAUUCGCUGCGUCGUUGCCUCCAUAUCAAUCUCUCCUUCGUACGCAACGGUCAGGUUUUGGGGAGGAAUGAUGGAG